AAUUCAUCACUCUACUGUCAAUUCUCUAAAUAUAAUAACCUUUUUCACUAUAAAUGUUUUAUAGCAACCUCGGAUGUGCCCUUGCGUCCACCACACUGUGGUUUCAGCAACGUAACGCAUACCAGGGUGGUUGGUGGUAGACCAGCUAAACUUGGUGCUUGGCCAUGGAUCGCUGCAGUAGGAUUCCGUAAUUGCUCAAACCCGCAUUGGGUAACACAAUGGCUGUGCGCAGGUACCCUAAUAUCGGCUAGGCAUGUUUUGACUGCAGCACAUUGUGCAGAUAACGAUGAUUUGUACGUGGUUCGUAUCGGGGACUUAAAUCUAAAACGAGAUGACGACGGAGCGCAUCCUGUUCAAAUAGAAGUCGAAUCUAAACUAAUACAUCCCGAUUAUUCUGCCGAGUCGAACAAUAAUGAUAUUGCUAUUCUUAAACUGAAGGACAAUGUUCCAUUUUCGGAGUACAUACAUCCCAUUUGUCUCCCCAUAGAGAAAUCUCUUCGAAAUAAAAACUUCGUGGGCUAUAAUCCCUUCAUUGCUGGAUGGGGAGCAUUAAAAUUUAGUGAAUCAUAUACUAACGCAUUAAUGGAACUGCAACUGCCAGUGGUUACCAACGCCGUAUGCGAGAAAGCUUAUGAGGAUUUUGACAUAACUAUCACCAAUAAAGAAAUAUGCGCCGGCGGAGACCCUCGAGGUGGAAAGGAUGCUUGUGGAGCUGACAGCGGAGGACCACUGAUGAUACCACAGCAAUUCACCUACUAUCAAAUAGGUGUUGUGUCAUCUGGUCAUAAAUGCGGCGUACCUGGUUAUCCGGGCAUUUACAUGAGAGUUACGUCGUACCUCGACGACUUCGUUAUCCCAGUGUUACAAAAUUAUUAGUAUCCCAUAAAUAUCAUUCUUCGUGCACGAAAAAUAAAGUUGGAAUGUAUUAUUGUGGAGA
Molecule: messenger RNA, 937 nt
Organism: Bombus impatiens (common eastern bumble bee)
Lineage: Eukaryota; Metazoa; Arthropoda; Insecta; Hymenoptera; Apidae
Product: venom protease
Exons: 5
Biological process (GO): proteolysis
Molecular function (GO): serine-type endopeptidase activity
Source: RefSeq, a predicted model, not a curated record